Molecule: messenger RNA, 2118 nt
Organism: Angiostrongylus costaricensis
Lineage: Eukaryota; Metazoa; Nematoda; Chromadorea; Rhabditida; Metastrongylidae
Source: the annotation of a GenBank genome assembly
AUGCCCGUACAGUCCAAAUUCUUGGAAAUAGCACUGAAUGCUGAAAAACGGAAAAAGUAUCCCGGCAAUAAUUUAGAUGCCUCGUCGAAAUGUUCCUUCGUAUCGUCGAAAAAGAAGCGACGAGCUUUUGAUCCGUUAUUUUUUCGUCAGUUGAUUGUUCUGUUGAAAAUUAUGGUACCCGGUUUAUUCACCAAAGAAGCUGGAAUUAUUGCUACUCAUUCAUUGAUUCUUGUAUGUCGGACGUUUUUGUCGAUUUAUGUGGCUGGACUGGAAGGCCGAAUUGUUAAAGCUAUCGUUCAGAAGUUUGAAUUUACUAUGGAACUGUUAAAAUGGAUUUUGGUGGCUCUGCCUGCAACCUUCAUCAACAGUAUGAUCAGAUAUUUUGAGAGCAUACUGGGAUUAGCAUUUCGAUCUCGUCUUGUACAGUAUUCCUAUAAGCAGUACUUUUCGAAUAAAACAUACUACGCAGUGUCGAAUUUGGACAGUCGUCUACAAAAUGCCGAUCAAUGCCUAACUGAGGAUAUCACGAUGUUCAGUCAAAGUGUCGCUCAUCUCUACUCACAUCUUACCAAACCAAUUCUGGACGUUGCUCUCAUAACGUUCACUUUGAUAUCAUUCGCUGCCCAGCGCGGAUCCGUUAAGAAUGUAAUCGUUCCAUGCAUUCUCGCUAUUUUCGUUGUAGUCGGUACAGCUGGUUUAUUAAGAACAAUCUCUCCAAGAUUCGGUCAUAUGGUGGCUGAAGAAGCGAAGAGAAAGGGAUACUUACGAUAUCUUCACUCGAGAGUUAUCGUGAAUUCGGAGGAGAUUGCAUUUUACGGAGGUCACGAUGCCGAGUAUAAUCAGUUAAAUAGAGCUUACGAAAACCUAAAGGAGCAGACGACGCUCAUUUUUCGGAAGCGAAUCCUUUACAUUAUGGUAGAACAGUUUCUUAUGAAGUAUGUGUGGUCUGGAACUGGAAUGGUGAUGAUUGCGUUGCCGAUUUUGGCUGCAGAAUACUCCACACCUGAUAAGUCCCGAAGAUUUGAAGACGAGCGGGAUGGAGGUGUUUCAGAACGUACUCGUGGGUUUGCUACUGCUAAAAACUUACUGUAUUCGUCUGCCGAUGCUGUGGAAAGACUUAUGACUUCUUAUAAGGAGGUGAUCGAACUGGCUGGUUACACAUCUCGUGUGCACGAGAUGUUCAAUGUAUUCGAAGAAGUCAAGAAUAGCGUCUACCGUAAGACCUUAGUCAAUGGAGAUCAGAAAGCAAAUAGUCGAUGUGAACGACUGGACACCGUUCAAAUUGAAGGUAUAGUGGAAUCAGUCGAUGACUCGAUUGUCCUUAUAAAUGUUCCAAUUGUUACUCCAAAUGGGGAUAUUGUAGUGAAGGAUAUGUCUAUUGAGAUCAAACCGGGCAUGCACGUGUUGAUUACUGGUCCGAACGGUUGUGGUAAAAGUUCACUGUUUCGUAUUCUUGGGGGAUUAUGGCCUGUGUAUAGAGGUAGAUUGGAGCGACCACGAACAGAUCGAAUGUACUACAUACCACAACGACCGUACAUGACUCUUGGCACAUUACGAGAUCAAGUAAUUUAUCCAGACACAGCCUUUAAAAUGUAUCGGAAAGGUGUCACCGACCUGGAUCUGGUAGAGAUCCUAAAAACUGUUCAUUUAUCGCAUAUAGUGGACAGAGACGGAGGAUGGAACGCAGUGAACGAUUGGAUGGAUGUACUUUCCGGUGGUGAGAAACAACGAGUUGGCUUAGCCAGAGUAUUUUACCACAGACCUCAGUAUGCUCUUUUGGAUGAAUGCACAUCAGCCGUUUCUAUUGACGUAGAAGGAAGCAUUUAUCAGGCAAUAAAGGACGCUGGAAUUACCCUUCUUACUGUCACUCACAGACCGAGUUUAUGGAAAUUCCAUACACAUCUGCUACAAUAUGACGGCGAAGGUGGCUAUCGACUUAGUGCGCUAAGCAAUUCGACAAUCGGCGAGCGAUUAUCGCUUUCGGACGAAAAGCGACAAAUCGAAGGAAAAUUAAGUGAAGUACCGCAGAUGAAGGAACGACUAGCCGAAUUGUGCCAGGUGAGAUUUUCCAGGUGUUGCAUACGCGCUGUGCCAGUUGCUCAUCAUGUCCAAGAAUAG